AUGGUUGCUGAUAGUAACAGUAAUAAACAGAGUGUUAUUCCAUGUAAAGUUUGUGGGGACAGAGCCUCCGGAUAUCAUUAUGGGGUUACGUCAUGUGAGGGCUGCAAGUGUACAGUUAUUAGAUUGAAUAGGAACAGAUGUCAAUAUUGCCGAUUUAAAAAAUGUCUCGCUGUUGGAAUGUCUCGUGAUUCUGUACGUUAUGGAAGAGUGCCAAAAAGAUCAAAAAGUCAAGACCAUGAUCAAAGAGUGAGUUCUACAGACAACUUGCAGGAACAGACGGCGCUAGAAAGUAAACAACUGGCUAUAUAUGAUGUGAUUCUCAGUAUCUCGCAGGCCCAUCAUGCACAUUGUGCUGUCACUGAAGAUAAGAUGAAAAAUUUUACAAGAAAAAAUGCAACUCUGGUAGAGAAAAUCGAAUGUACAGAUGGAGCAUUACAAUUCACAGAUGAACAGAUGGAGGCCCAGAGACUCUCCAUGUGGUGUCAGCUAGCUAAAUUAAUUACCCCUUCAGUUCAUAGUGUUGUCGAGUUCGCUAAACGUGUACCAAGUUUUUCAGAGUUAAGUCAAGAUGAUCAGCUGAUAUUAAUUAAAGCAGGUUUUUUUGAGGUUUGGUUAACAAGAAUGAGUCGAAUGUUUAAUCGUAAUGAAAACUUAGUCACGUUCGAAGACGGAAGUAUGAUACACAAGGAUGAGUUGUCUGUCGUUUUUUCAGUAACGUUUGUGAGUUCGUUGUUUGAUGUAUCAACUAGUUUUAAUCAUCUCAAUCUUAACGAUACAGAAGUUGGGUUAUUUACUGGUAUUGUACUUGCUACUGCUGAUCGUCCUGGUCUGUCUGAUUCUAAAGGCGUGGAACAGAUUCAAGAUAAAUUAAUCGAAGCUUUAAAAUUACAAGUCAGUCGCAACCACUCAACGGAGGAGAAUCUAUUUGCAUCGAUCAUCAUGAAAUUCCCGGAAUUAAGAACUCUCGGUCACCAGCAUAAUGAGUUAUUGAAGUGGUAUCGCGUACAGUGGAAUCGUAUCAGCCUACCUCCUCUAUUUGCAGAGAUUUAUGACAUACCAAAACAAGAAGACGUCUCUCAGGUCCCUGCGGCCUACACCGUUUAG
This is a messenger RNA of Lottia gigantea (owl limpet), 1104 nucleotides long. RefSeq lists its product as hypothetical. NCBI's taxonomy places the organism in Eukaryota, Metazoa, Mollusca, Gastropoda, Lottiidae. The record is from RefSeq and is a predicted model, not a curated record. Bases 1 to 1104 code for a protein of 367 amino acids. Gene Ontology annotation, molecular function: sequence-specific DNA binding; nuclear receptor activity; zinc ion binding. Gene Ontology annotation, biological process: regulation of DNA-templated transcription. The transcript is spliced from 7 exons.